Molecule: messenger RNA, 1440 nt
Organism: Andrographis paniculata
Lineage: Eukaryota; Viridiplantae; Streptophyta; Magnoliopsida; Lamiales; Acanthaceae
Product: protein BASIC PENTACYSTEINE5-like
Exons: 3
Coding region: 318-1199 (293 amino acids)
Biological process (GO): response to ethylene
Cellular component (GO): nucleus
Molecular function (GO): sequence-specific DNA binding; DNA-binding transcription factor activity
Source: RefSeq, a predicted model, not a curated record
CCCUUUUCCUUCGUUCACGUUUCACAGGAAGAAGGACGACUACACUACUGCCACAAGAGUAGAGUAGAGAAGAGAAGAGACAGAUACCCAAACUGCUGCCGCUGCCAUGGACGACGGAAGGAGAGAGGAAGAGACGACGAGAGAAGAGCCGUGGCUGGAAGAGGCUUUCCUCUGUUGACGACCGAUGCUUUUCCAUUCUAAUUUCCAUUCUUUUCACUUCUCCGGAAAAAAACUUGAGUUCAACACUGGGUAGGCAUAAUCAUACCCCCAACCAACUGAACAAGACUUACUAGAUCAUUCUAGAAAAUUCAGUUGAAAUGGACGAAGGAGGACGCGAAAGCCGGAGACAUAGGUUGGACUACUACAAAGUACACCAGGUUAAAGAGCAGAAUGCUUUCCAUAUGAAUGUAAGAAUCGGCAUGCUCUGCGACGAAAAGGAUGCUGCUAUAAAGGAGCGGGACAGAGCCCUGGCCGAAAAAAGAGCAGCACUGGAAGAACGAGACAUCGCCACUAAGCAGAGAGAUGCAGCGAUUGUGGAGCGCGACAAUGCCCUAAGGGAGCGCGAUAACGCCAUUGCUGCGCUCCAGUUUCAGGAGAGCACAAUGAAUGCUCUGUUGGGUGGUGGCGGCGGCGCACGUGGGUUGAAGCGAAUGAGCUUGCAGUCGACCCAUAUGCUGAUGGAACAGUGCAUAACUGAUGCACUCCCAGUGUCCGCCGUUCCAUGUGAAGCAGCAAAAUCACUCAAGGCAGCAGCAAGGAUUGCUACAAACAAGGAUCUCAAAUCGAAGAGAGCUAAGCCACCUAGGAAAGGGAAGAAAAUAAACGAGGAUUUGAACACAACCGACGGGUCUAAGGCUAAAUGGGAUGCUCAGGAUUUUGAUUCCCUGAACCAUAUAUCUUUCGACGAGUCUACCAUCCCAGCACCCAUGUGUUCAUGCACAGGAGUGCCCCGCCAGUGUUACAAGUGGAGCAAUGGAGGGUGGCAAUCGUCUUGUUGCACGACUUCCCUAUCGAUGUACCCUCUCCCUCAUGUGCCAAACAAGAGGCACGCCCGAAUGGGUGGCCGGAAGAUGAGUGGGAGUGUAUUUCGAAGGCUGCUCACAAGACUGGCGGCAGGCAGACACGACUUGUCUAUCCCUCUCGAUCUCAAGAACUAUUGGGCUAAACACGGUACGAAUCGCUACAUAACUAUCAAAUAAUUCAUUGCAUCAUGGUUUUUUUGCUCAUAAUUCUGUGUCUGCCUGCUUCUGUCAAGAAUCUACUGGGGGCCUUGGUAAAUAUAGCAUUUAGUUGGCUGGUGGUGGAUUCACUGUUGCUUUUUCAGCUUUGGGUUCUUUUUCGUUUUCCAAGUGUAUGUGUUCUGUGCAUUUAAAUAACCUGUGGGAAGCCUAAAUCUGGCCCUUAAUGUUAGAAUAGUUAUUUUAUUUGUUUUUAUGUAUA